UUCACCUGAAGAAAGAAAGGAAAUGCAAUUUUUGUUGCGGGUAUUGACUGGCUUUCAUGCUAAUUCCGCGUGUAAUUAAAGUUUGUUUUUUAUAACCCUCCGGUGUUGGUGACUAGGCAAUGUAGUCUGUGAUAGAACUGUAUGUUUCCAGUUAAAAAAAUGUCCAACACCAGAUUCACUCAGGAAGAGGCGCUGCCAAAAACUGGAAGAGUUAACGAAGUUUGCCAGGAAUGGAUGGUACGUGAAGACUCUGCCUUGGCUUACCGGCUUCAAAACGAAGAAUUCACCGAUCACCUAUCGGGUAAUCGAUUCCGAAAUGCGGUUGUAAGGGAAGACUUUCCGCGGGCCAAGAAUGAGCAGCAAAAAGAGCAGGAAAUGGCCGAACAAGCGGCAGCUAUUUACCAUCGGAUGUUGCAAGAACAGGAAGAACACGACAUAAAAGUGGCCAAAGAGCUGGCCGACCGGCUAGAGCGGGAAGAAAGAAUGAAGAAGCGGGCAGUGGAAAUGCGCGACCAGGACAUCGCUAGACAAAUGUUGCAAAACGAGCGGCUCAAGGUUGAAAGGCAUCAGCAGCUUCUUCCUCAACCAGUGCAUGCUUCGCCUGCCAGGCCUAAGCCGCUUUCGCCGCGUUUAACGAAGGAACAGCCCAAUUUGCCCCAUUUACCAAGGCGGCAAGGCUUACCAAUGCCAUUGCCUACCGAAAAUGGUCUUCCCAGAACUUCCCUUCUGGACAAGAGGCCGGAUUUCUAUACAUCCGCCAACAGUGCAGAAUUGUAUACUGAGCCCUACAAACCAUCUCGGCAAGUGGAAGACGUCAAUCGCAUUGAUGUUGUUCCGGACGAAGAUGAUUUUAACAUCUCCCUCAGCCAGCUUACUUUAAGACAAAUCCAGGAGGAAAAAGACGCCGAACUGGCCCGCAAGCUGCAAGAUGAAGAAGGAAACAUUGAGGACACGAUUUUGAAUAGGGACCGCAUGAUGGCCAUUGAGGCCCAGGACAAAGAGCUGGCCAAGUUGCUUCAAGAAAGAGAGAGAGCGAAAGCGAAGCGCGCCCGAGAAAGAGCCAAGCAAAAGGCGUUGUCCAAAAAACAGCAGCAGCAGGAUUCUGGGCCUGUUCCAGACUCGCUGCCUUCAACAGCUGGGCAGAUUUUGCCGGACGAUUCAUACGCUCUUCCGGCCGAUCUCAUCACACAGUCGGUCUCCAAUGUUCCCAGAAACAUCUCCGCAGUGCCAGACAUUUACAAUGUUCCGAAUCCCGAUGAGGAGGACAUUAGCUACAGCCUGCCAGCUGAUGUGGUGGGAGAUCGGGAACAAUUAGGUGCGCAGGGUUUCAGCCCGAGGAAAACCCCAUCAAACCCCACCCCGGAAAAAGUGAUGGGAGGCGGCGCAAGGCCAACCCAUUUAGAACUAAGGUCCCCUUUGAAUCGCAUUGCUAAGCCGCGGAUGCCGGAACCUGAACCCAGUGAGGGCACGGCCAAUACCAGCAGCGGCAGCCUUUCAGGAGGCACAUCCCCGCUGCACUCAAACAUAGCGAUGGCUAUCGACCCGACUUAUUCCAGGCGCGGAGGGGCUUAUAGGCCUCCGUCUAGUUAUGACACCACAUCAAGUACAGUCACAACUAGCACUUCGAGUAGCAGCCCCGGAUUGUUGGCCCAUUCGCUUGAAUUGGCCGAGAAUGAUGAUGAUGACGAUAGCCCGGCGCCGCCCUACAUGCCAAUUCAGGGCCAAAGGCGGACGGCGUCGCUUGAGAAGAAAAAAAAGAAGUUUAAGGACGGGGGCUGCAAGCAGCAGUGACUUCGAUAGGAACAUGACGUAAUUAACUAAGGUAAGUAGUAGGGAAUAACGCGAAUAUUUACUUUGAAAGGUCUGAAGUCUUGUACUUGACUGUAGAGCUAAGUUACCUUAUUCAGAAAUUGCGAUCCGAGUUUUACUAUUUACUCAUUUUUUUUAAUUCGAAGGUGGGCAUUUAAUGAAAGUUUUACUUAACUUAUGGUGCGCUGUUGAAAUGCAUUUAAUUGGCAUGUUUUCUAUUAACGAAUUUCUUCGGUGGUCCAAUAUUUCAAUAUACCGACUGUUUGCAGUUACGUUUUAUACUCUAAUAUUUUGAUAUUAAAAUCAAAAGCAAUCAUAUCAAACUACUUAUAUUAACAUUUUAUAUAUCUAGUCCUUUAAGUUGAACCAAGGCACCUUAUACCAUAUGGGCCUCUAGCAUGCAACAAAAUGCGAAGUUCAUUAAGGUUUUUAAUAGUCCAACAUAAAUGUUCCAUGCUAGACGUCCGUAUUCUAACGCACUUAAUAUAAUUAAUUACCUUAA
This is a messenger RNA of Dendroctonus ponderosae (mountain pine beetle), 2311 nucleotides long. RefSeq lists its product as uncharacterized. Lineage: Eukaryota; Metazoa; Arthropoda; Insecta; Coleoptera; Curculionidae. The record is from RefSeq and is a predicted model, not a curated record. Bases 142 to 1791 code for a protein of 549 amino acids. The transcript has 9 exons.